AUGAGCGGCUACGCCCCUCAGAGGCAUCAAGACCGCGCCGUCCUGUCUCGUACUUAUUAUCGCGAGGACGCCAUCGCCUCAGCUUCGGUAUGGGAUCGACUUCAGCAGCCAAGCGUCCUCGUCCCGCUCAUCCUCUUUAUCCUCGGCAUCUUUUACAACUCGCUACACAAGUCUCCCCUGCAUCGGCAUCGCCAUCCAGGCGAAGUCCUCUGGGACUUUAUCGUCACCGCCACGCCCGCCUCGCUGCUCUAUUCUCUCGACGACUGGCUCCACCCGCCCCUCGCUCCGGCCCUGAAGCCUUCGACCACGGCUGCGCGGUCCCAGACAUACACCGCAAAGAGCGAUGCCCUGCGGCGCAUCCUCGGGCUGGACAAACCCGGAAGCAUCAUCAAGACCGUCGCUAGUGCUGGCCUCAAAGGCAUGAACACCUUGUCAACUGCCUCAUUCAUGGGCAAACAUACCGGGUCGAAGUCGCCGCCCGGCUUGACGAACAUCAGCCAGUCUUGCUUCCAAAAUAGUAUUCUCCAAGGGCUUUCGACCUCCAGCUUCUUGCCCGACUACCUUGAGAAGGCUUCGUCAUGCAUCGCUGGAACUUCAGUUGACGGGGCCAGUGGUCCUACGACAACCCUGCGGAUAUUCCUCGCGAGCCUGGUCGACCCCGGGAACAACGGCAGGUCCCUCACAGCGCCCGAAGCACUGAGGAGUCUGAACAUAUGGGAUCAACAGGAUGCGCAAGAGUACUUCAGUAAACUGCUGGAAGGCAUAGACAACGAAGUCAAAGAAGCAGCCCAUGUCCUCAGCAGACACAAGUACCCGGAUCUGGCAUUGCCUGCUGUCAGAGACGAUACUGGAGGCAGCAGCCGACGUAGUAUCGAUAGUGGUUAUCAGUCGCUGUCCGCCGCACCCAGGACAGCUACUGCAGACCAACUGCCAGUCAACCCCUUGGAAGGUUUGGAGGCACACCGCCUCGCGUGUGUCGAAUGUGGCUUUUCUGAAGGCCUGACUCUACAACCGUCGAACUGUCUCACGCUAAACCUCGGCCAUGCAAGCGAGUACGAUAUUUUCAGGGGACUCGACUCGCAUGUCCAGGUGGAGGCCAUCGAGGGGGUUCAAUGUCCUAAAUGCACGCUGCUCAAGCUGCAGCGACUCCUCAAGUUGAUUGUGACGCGGGGAGUAGACGCUGGCCUGUCGGACGAAGCCUUAAGGGAACCUCGGACCCGCUUGGCCGCAGUUGAGACGGCUUUGGAAGAGGAUGACUUCGAGGACGAGACUCUCACCGAGAAGUGCAAGAUCACUUCAGAGCACCGGGUCCGUACGACAAAGAUGAAGCAGACCGUGUUUGCGCGACCGCCUCAAACUCUUGCGCUACAUAUGAACCGGUCCGUCUACAGCGAGCGGGCCACUCUCAAGAAUCCCGCCCCCGUGCGCUUCCCCAGCAUCCUUGAUCUUGGACCAUGGGUACUUGGCAGUGGCGGCGAUUCAUUGCCUGACCCUCAGGGUUCGGGCAGCGACGACAGCUCGCGAAGUCCCCCGCCAGCCAGCGACGUAGAGUAUUGGACGUGUCGUCCGAAGUUCUCCAUCGUUCCUGGUUCUAGGGGGCGUUCGAAGAUGUCCGGUCCAAUAUAUGAAUUGCGCGCUGUCGUUAUCCAUCAAGGCCACCAUUCGAAUGGCCACUACGUGUGUUACAAGAAGCACACCGGCCGCUCCGCAGGGGCUGACCAAGAUGGUGCUGCGGAGAGCAGUGUUUCCCAGCCUUCCGGUGGCACACUCUCCACGGCCUCCACCAAGGAGUCUUCCGCUCUUCCGCUAGACGACGAUAAUGACGACGACGACGACGCCGCCGAGGGCAACAUGACGAAGUGGUGGAGGAUCAGCGACGAGAACGUCUGGGAAGUUGAGGAAGCCGAUGUGCUGAACCAGUCUGGAGUCUUUAUGCUCUUCUAUGACUGUGUAGAUUCCAAGACAGUCUUCAUCUCAGAAACCGAGACAGGGGAAGGGGAGUCCAAAGACCAGGUCCCGUGCGCACCUGAAGAGCCUACAGAAAGGCCGUCCGCGCCGCCGCACUCCAGCAGCAGCGUGCGGCCUUCAUCUUUACUGCCGCUACUUGCUGAAGACGAGAACGUGGAUUCCAGCAUCCCGCUUGGCCGCCCCAAUAGCUAA
This is a messenger RNA of Microdochium trichocladiopsis, 2160 nucleotides long. RefSeq lists its product as uncharacterized. Gene Ontology annotation, cellular component: cytosol; nucleus. Gene Ontology annotation, biological process: protein deubiquitination. NCBI's taxonomy places the organism in Eukaryota, Fungi, Ascomycota, Sordariomycetes, Xylariales, Microdochiaceae. Gene Ontology annotation, molecular function: cysteine-type deubiquitinase activity; cysteine-type endopeptidase activity. Bases 1 to 2160 code for a protein of 719 amino acids. The record is from RefSeq and is a predicted model, not a curated record. The transcript has a single exon.